AUGGACAGACAAGUGGAGAAUUGUGUAAAAACAUGUAAAGCUUGUACUCUGGUAGCAUACUGUGAUCCUCCAGUGCCGAUGAUCCGUACCAGGAUUCCUACAAAACCCUGGGCGAAUCUGGCAAUCGAUUUUGUCGGACCGUUACCAUCCGGUCACAAUCUCUUAGUAAUCAUCGAUUAUUUCAGCCGAUUUGCUGAGGUAAUCAUAAUGAAACAAAUUACGGCGACUCUUACAGUGAAAGCUCUGCACGAAACAUUUUGCCGAUUCGGAAUGCCGGAGUCGAUCAAAACAGAUAACGGACCCCAAUUUAUUAGCUCGGAAUUUCACGACUUCUGCAAGCAAUUUGGCAUCGACCAUGUAAAAACUACACCCUACUGGCCACAGGCCAAUGGUGAAGUGGAAAGGCUGAAUCGUUCGAUAGGCAAAAGAUUAAAAAUAAGUCAUGAAUCAACAGGAUCAGACUGGCAGUGGGACCUAAGAAUAUUUGUACUGAUGUAUAAUUCAACACCGCAUUCAACAACGGGGGUGGCCCCUUCUAGCAUGCUGUUUGGAAGAAAACUCAAAGAUAAACUGCCGGGGCUGAUGAUGAAAGACGAACAUAUACUGGAAGAAAUUCGGGAUCGGGACCAUGAGAAGAAGAUGAAGGAGGCGGAAUAUAGCGAUAAACGACGCGGAGCUAGGUCGGACGAUCUAGAAGAAGGAGAUAAGGUAGUAAUCAAACGUAUCCAAAAAGAUAACAAACUAUCAACGACAUUCGAUCCGGAGGAGUACAUCGUCAUUGCACGAAAGGGUUCCGACGUAACAUUGAAGUCGACGAUGUCUGGACGGAUCAUUCAUCGCAACAUCUCUCAUCUGAAGAAACUCUACGCUACCGAGUUUGGACAAGAAGAAACGAAGGAAGCCGGAAAUGGAUCGGAAACUCAACAGCUACAGAAGCCAUCAACUACGGUAAAGACUGUUUGCGACCAAAACGUCAUAUGA
Armigeres subalbatus is the source of this 981-nucleotide messenger RNA. RefSeq lists its product as uncharacterized. NCBI's taxonomy places the organism in Eukaryota, Metazoa, Arthropoda, Insecta, Diptera, Culicidae. The coding region runs from base 1 to 981 and encodes 326 amino acids. The transcript has a single exon. Gene Ontology annotation, molecular function: nucleic acid binding. The record is from RefSeq and is a predicted model, not a curated record. Gene Ontology annotation, biological process: DNA integration.